AUACAAGGGCAUAACAUAAUGUUAAGGAAGCUGAAGACACUAACAAGAAAAUCCUUUAAAAAUAAUUUAGGAAUAGAAGUUCAGAAGUCCAGGAUUGAGGGAAUUUAAAAAUCCAGGAUGCUGAAUCUUUAUCACCAUGACUCGUCCAGUUGUAAACAUAAGAGCAGAUAUACGCAAAUAUGAGAAAAUGGCAAAACAUUGCAUUUUCAUCUUUUUUGUUGGGUUUUCUGUUUCACUGUUCGUACUAAACUUUGGAUGGUUUUAUACAUCCGAGUAUGGCUCAUAUACAAUAUCGAACAGUAAGGAAUACACACUGAAAUAUGGCUCUGGAUGUCCAUUGAUUAAACAAUUUGCUGGUAGGACAGGAAAUCAAAUGUUCAUGUUCGCAUCUGCAUUUGCAAUCGCGAAGAAAAAUAAAAUGACAUUGCACGUUUCGACGAAAUUUCCUCUCAGGCGUAUAUUCCGGCUGAAAUGGAUUGAAUAUCGACCAACGGACAUUUUGAACAAGAUGGUGGUAAAUAAUGUAUCAGAUAAUGGUGAAAGUGCAACGUUUCAUCUCGAUUUAAUGACAAUUAAUAUGUGUAACACCCAACUAAGUGGAUAUCUUCAGUCCUGGAGGUACUUCAGUACAUACACAUCAGAGAUCAAGGCACAGUUUCAGUUCCAAGCAUCAAUAGCAAACCAAGCACAGGAUUACAUAAAAGAGGUAAUGAAGAUCCACAAUGCAUUCAUAACUGUAGGAGUUCAUGUCAGAAGGUACAAACUUGAUCGUCCUGGAGCCAAAACUAAAGGUUAUAGAACACCUCCAGUGGAGUACUACCAUAAUGCCAUUGACCAUUUCACAAAUCUUUACCAUAAUCUAAACAUUGCUUUUAUAAUAUGUACAGAUGAUUAUUAUUGGGUUGCUCAAAAUUUAAAUCGCAGUGAUGUCACCCUCUGUAAUACCCAUAAUCCCGCAGCGUUGGACUUAGCGAUUUUAUCACAAUGUAACGCAAGCAUUAUGUCCAUAGGUAGCUUUGGCUGGUGGGCAGCCUACUUAUCUGAAGGGCCUGUAGUCUACUAUGGUGGCAACCCUAUACCUGGUAGUGAUAAUGAUCAGAGCAUGGUUAGGGGAGACUACUUCCUUCCCCAUUGGACCAGUAUGUUAGAAUGAGUAAUAUACAAACGUUCAGUAUAUAAAAAGUUGAAAUAAUUGAAAAAGAUCGAGGUAAAAUUGUUCUGUGAGAAGUUUGAGAAAAUGGGCAUUCAAAGUAACCAGAAACUACAAUGAGUGAAAUAACUAGUGACUCUACUUUGAAUGGUGAAUGGUGAGCACAUUAUUUAGACAUAACAUUUGCUCUAACGCGGCUGUAUGGUGGCGGUAGCUUCACAAAAUCGAUACAGAAAAUCUACAUCAUACUGCUUUUGCCUCCAUUAUGCUGCAUAUUUCUCUCGAUUUAGGAAAGCUAUGGCCGGCAUAAAGCAAAUGCGACUGAAGCAUUACCUGAAUUUUAUCACACCAGCCUGCAAAGUAUCGGAAUGUAUCGAUAGACAUGCCUAUAUGUGUCUUGAGAGCUAGGGUAUAUACAGCACCACUGUCAAUGGACUCCAGUGUAGCAAGUUCUUCUUUAUGUUCAUCCAUCAGAUCUGCAAGUCUGAAGUAAUAAAAAGGGGUUACUUCAAAAUGUAAUUUAUCAAAUAUAUAUACAGGGUGUCAAAUAAAUAUGUUCUCAACUUAUUAGUUUUACCAUCCACAUAAUGUUGCAUUAAUUUUUUGUCUGUAGGAUAUCUGAAUUGUGCUUUAGCACAUUAAAACAAGGCUUCAUGGAGGAACUCCACAAGAAUUUUCAGAUGAUUAGCUCAACUAGUUGCACUUUUAUGCACAAAAGUUCAUUCUUUUGAAAUCGAGGGGGAGAACAUAUUUAUUUGAUACACCGUAUAGUUCAUAAAUAAUUAUAAUGAUGGACAUUUGGAGGAAAUAUGUCACCACAUGUUAAACAAUUGCAAUACAACAUGACAUACAACAGAAUUUCAGAAGUUUUUAUUGUGUUUAUAUUAACCAUUUCAUGGAAUAAAAUUGUGUAGAAUUUGAAAGUUAAGCUUUAUUACAAUACAAAAAAAAUAUGUCAAUUGCCCUAUAACACUAUUGACAUACUCAUGAAACAAAUGAAAGGUAAAUACACAUAUACUGUACUUAAUGGA
Messenger RNA from Owenia fusiformis, 2181 nucleotides. The record is from the annotation of a GenBank genome assembly. Lineage: Eukaryota; Metazoa; Annelida; Polychaeta; Sabellida; Oweniidae.